This is a messenger RNA of Entrophospora sp. SA101, 168 nucleotides long. Lineage: Eukaryota; Fungi; Glomeromycota; Glomeromycetes; Entrophosporales; Entrophosporaceae. The record is from the annotation of a GenBank genome assembly.
AUGGAGGAGGAUUCAGAAGAGGGAAGAGAAGCGGAAGAGAUGGAGGAAGAGAAAGAGGAAAUUGAAGUGGUCAAUGAAACGACAAGUAAAGAAACUGUUUGGGGUAGAUUUUUAAAAAUUGAUGUAGAUCAAUCAUUAUUGGAUGAUAAAACUUUGUUGUUCUGGUAG